Molecule: messenger RNA, 1359 nt
Organism: Cyphellophora attinorum
Lineage: Eukaryota; Fungi; Ascomycota; Eurotiomycetes; Chaetothyriales; Cyphellophoraceae
Product: Ubiquitin thioesterase otubain-like protein
Exons: 6
Coding region: 1-1359 (452 amino acids)
Biological process (GO): protein K48-linked deubiquitination
Cellular component (GO): nucleus
Molecular function (GO): cysteine-type deubiquitinase activity; ubiquitin binding
Source: RefSeq, a predicted model, not a curated record
AUGGGGUCGACAAAUGCUGAGGAGAUGGAGGAAUUCCAGAGGUUAUCAGACAGAUAUCAGCCUUCAUUGGAAGGUCCUUUGAUUGGCGACAAGCUACCAAUGUCCGCACUCGUCACUGAGUACUCUCAAGCCGAUCCAACUUACGUUGCCAAGACCCAUGCGCUUGCCAGCAGAUACGUAGCCUAUCGACGGGUCAAAGGCGAUGGACAAUGCGGAUGGAGAGGCGCUGUGUUCGGUUACUUUGAAAGCAUAUGGUUGUCUGGAAACCGCGACUUCGCUCUGCAAGAGUUCACUCGCCUGAAGUCCUUCGCAGAUACCAUGACGAUGGCCGGCAUAGACUACAGUCUUGUUGAGGAGAUGUUCGACGAGACCUGGACGCUAUUCCAGGAGAUCUUGAGCGCUUUCGAGCAGAAUCAGAGGAGCAACGACGUUGUCACCAGAGCAUUGAACGACGAGAAUCGGUCAAACGCUAUAGUCUAUCACUUCAAGAUGAUGACGAGUGCUUACAUGGCUCUGCACUCGCAUAGAUCCGACUCAGCAAGAGAUCGAUCAGAUUGGGCUUCAGGCAUUGACACUGGUGUCAUCGCUCCAGCUGGUCUAGCGGUCGAGGUUCUAUACCUCGAUCGAAGUGCUGGCGACGAAGUCACACCACACGAAUUCGUUGAAAACGCCGCCUCGAAGCCUGCUAUUCGAUUACUAUACCGGCCUGGCCACUACGAUCUCAUCUACAAAAGAGACGAAGCGUACACAGUAUUACUUGCGAACGACUUGCCAACGCAGGACAACUUCCAGCAAUUCGGGAACUACAUGACAGACGACCAGUCAAAUGCAGAGGAUGUGAUUUCGUACCUCUUCUCGAAUCAGUUCAGCACGGUUGACACCACAGCUUCUCAAUACGAUCAGCCCUACAGCUACGCGACGACAACCUCGCAGAGCUUUCCGUACACGUCCGUCCCAUAUACUGAGCCUGCAAGCUACGAUACCACAUAUGUUCAGGAGCAGUACAGCCCGCAACACUUCCCCAAUCAACCAAUAUCUGCCCCAUCCGACCAAUUUUCAAGCCAUCAGAUGUCCUCAGCCAGCCGCCACCCUUCCACAGAAUCAUACGCAACGCCGGCGUCCUCACCAGCCAAUACGUCCAGCCUUCCUCCAACAUCGCUGAACCAACCCUAUCUCCCAGCAGCGCCACCAUCCGAUAACUUCAAACAUAGCGAGUACAGCUCUGCCAUCCGGGCUCCGAUGAGAUACCCACAUAGCACUCUGAUACCGCUUGAUCAGAGCGCUUGGGGUCCGGCAUCGCAAGACUCAGCGCACUAUUCACACAGUGAUUUUACACCACACAUGUACCAAGGGAGAUGA